ACGUAAACCAAAGAGGGGACAGUGUGUGCCGUGUGGUCGCACGAUCUCGAGGCUUAUCUCGAUCGCGGAGUGUUUCGCACCUGUAAACGCGCGAGAGCGUACGAAAUAUCUGUGUACAUUAUAUUCUCUGAGAUUAUUGUGAUUGACAGUUGUUAUUAGUCUGUACGCGCGUAUAAUACUAUAAUUAGUGGCGGAUUCGAAGCUAUAUGUACAUAUAUAAUGACCGAUUGUUUUGUGGCUUUUACCUAGAAUAUAUGCGUUAUUGACUCGAUAAUGAUCGUUGUGGUCGAGUUCCUGAUGGAAGAUUUUUUGGCUACUGUAAUUACAUAGUCCACAGUUUUGGAUACUUAGCUACAUACAUCUAAAAAUCUCAAUUAGCCUGAUCAGCGAUCAAUGACAUUUAAAAAUCUACGGAGACAUAUACGGAGCUACCAACAAUGAAGGCUUCGAAUUUUCGCCCUGCAACUGACAACCUAACCAACGAAAACGUUCCAAGAUGACCCCCUCGUGUUUGUGUUACAGCAUUUCGCUUCAUAUCCGUAUUUUUCGCAUUUAGAUUAAGUUCAAAACAGGGAGUCGAUAGGAAUCUGACCUCAUCAUGUUCUCGCGGACGUUUCUAAGCGUCAGCUAUAGAGUCUCGUCCAAAUCAACGUUUAUUGUACAAAAUGUCACAUGCCACAGAUCUUUACAUGUGGCCUGUCGGAACCUCAGGAGGGACCUUGUCAUAGGUUCACGACAGAGUCUCAAACAUAGGAGUCCUGUACUGACAGCAACGUUUGUUCGGUACAUCGGGGAGUCCUCUACAGCAAAUGCCACUCUAAAGACUGAAAAUGUAGCUGCUAUGAGUACAUCGGAAGGAGCUGCUGUUCAGGCUACAGAUGCAUCACAAGUGGAUAACCUUAUUGCACAAAUUCCUGAGCCUCCCACACCGAUUGUACAGGAAGUCAUUGAAGCCGUGACAGGAGAACCAACUCUCCAAAGUCUAGGCCUUGGAGGCUGGUCACCAGCAGGACUAGUUCAACAAUACUUGGAUUUCUUACACGUAUCUGUUGAUUUACCUUGGUGGGCUACAAUUCUCAUCACUACUAUGUGUGUUAGGACACUAUUGCUUCCAGUAGUCAUAAAAAUCCAGAGAUUCGCAGCAAGAAUGCACAAUAUACAGCCACAAAUACAAUAUUUGCAAAGUCAGUUGUCUGAAGCACGUAAGAUGGGCGAUCGCUUAGAAGCUGCUAGAUUAAGUCAUGAACUCUAUGAAUUCAUGAAGCAGAAAGGAGUAAGUCCUAUAAAAAAUGCUGCUUUGCCAUUAUUGCAGGCACCAGUUUUCUUAUCAUUCUUCUGGGCCCUGAAAGGAAUGGUACAAGCACCAGUUGAAAGCAUGAAAGAAGGCGGUCUAUGGUGGUUUACUGACCUAACAGUUCCAGAUCCUUACUACCUGUUACCUAUUAUUACAAGUAUGACAUUAGCUGCUACUAUUGAAAUGGGUACAGAUGCAGUAAGGGUUCAAUCAUUAGGUCUUAUGAGAUAUGUCAUUCGGGCAUCACCUUAUAUUAUGUUUCCAUUCAUUAUGAAAUUUGAAGGGGCCAUUCUUUGUUAUUGGGUUUCAACAAACAUGUUUUCAUUGGUUCAAGUUAGCAUACUGAGAAUACCCAAAGUUAGGGAAUUCUUCAAAAUACCGGCAACGAUAAAUCACGAUCCGAAAAAAUUGCCGGUUUCAAAGAAGAACUUUGUAGAAGGAUUCAAGGAUUCGUGGACGAACUUGAAAGUAGCGAGAGAACUAAAUGCGCGCGACAUGUAUGACGAAAACAUGUUUGAAAAAGCUGGAAAAGGAGCAGUGCCAAAAACGUUUAAAUAUGACCCAACGAAAAGGCAUCCAGUGACAAAUACCAUUCUUUCAAAGAAAAGGGACUAGUACUAGACUAUUUAAUAUUUUAUUAGAAAUAAUUUUUGAUUGUUAUAUAAAACGAAAUAAAUGUAAUUAUAAAUAUGUUAA
Messenger RNA from Nasonia vitripennis (jewel wasp), 1990 nucleotides. It is a transcript of the gene OXA1L, whose product is annotated as mitochondrial inner membrane protein OXA1L. Gene Ontology annotation, biological process: mitochondrial respiratory chain complex IV assembly; protein insertion into mitochondrial inner membrane from matrix. Lineage: Eukaryota; Metazoa; Arthropoda; Insecta; Hymenoptera; Pteromalidae. Gene Ontology annotation, cellular component: mitochondrial inner membrane. Bases 599 to 1909 code for a protein of 436 amino acids. Gene Ontology annotation, molecular function: membrane insertase activity. The transcript is spliced from 11 exons. The record is from RefSeq and is a predicted model, not a curated record.